This is a messenger RNA of Symbiodinium sp. CCMP2592, 4554 nucleotides long. The record is from the annotation of a GenBank genome assembly. NCBI's taxonomy places the organism in Eukaryota, Dinophyceae, Suessiales, Symbiodiniaceae.
AUGUACGGGGCAGCCUUGUACUGGCAUGUUGCCGUGACGCGGGGCGAGGCUAUCACUGAUAUAAGAGAGGACCUCCUGCGAGGCAAGUCCGUUUUGGAGGUCGGCUGUAUGCGAGGUGGUGGUGCACGAUAUUUGGCUAAAGUCGCUGAGCCUCGCGAAUAUGUUGCAACGGAUGAUUCGGAAGACAAUAUCCGCCUCUGUAACACCAUCCACGCUCCGCUUCCUCCAAGCUUGCGCUAUGAACGAGCCGAUGCCUGCUCACUUCAUUCAAUGUAUGGGGCAGAUGCCUUUGAUGCCCUAAUCUGUGUCGAGGCAGUGGCAGACAUCGAGGACAAAGCUGCUUUCGUAGAGUCGGCAAGGGCAGUUCUACGGUCCGAUGGGCUUUUGCUGCUCUGUGAUGCCUUCAUGCCCCGUGACCUGCACGACUUGAUGGACAUUCUGAAAGCUCAACACUUCGAUGUCGAGGUUUGUACUGACAUUGGUAAGUGGGUUCGUGCCACAGGCUUGUCUCCUGUGGAGAUCGGGGAGUCGCACAGCAUGUAUGGUGUGGCUGCUUGUACCUACAUGAGGAUCGUCGCUCAUGACGCGGGAACCUGCCAGGAAAGCCUUGAGGGCUGGAAUGAUCGAGAAGUUUGUGAAGCCUUCCAUCGGAUGUAUGAGGUCUUGUCUGGCUACGACAGUUCUGUUGCAACCCAAUACAUUUUGGAGGAACAUCCACAUUUGAUUGAGCGCGUGCUCAAGUACUCUCGUCUUGAUGUGCUGCCUUUAGAUGUAGCCGCCAGCAAUUUUGGUGAUUUCACCGAGAAGUACACUUUCUUCAAGUGCGACGUCCAAGCUCGUGACAAUGCCGUCGUCAAGAAUGGGCAGCUGUCGUUCACGUCCUACAGCUACGCGGCUUUGUACAUCCCACCUCUCAAUUUCGGCUCCUUGCGUGAGAUGACGGUUUCCUUCUAUUUCUCUAUCGACAAUUUGGGAGAGGACAAGCGCAUCGAGAAACGGUUUGGUUUCCGAUUGGGUCAGAUCGAGGUCUACUUUGUCCCUGAGACGGAUAUUACAGACAUCGGCCAGUUCCGACGCUGCUACACACUCGUCGGUGGUGUUGGUGAGCCGCAGAUCGAGUAUCUCGACGAGGCAGCCUUCUUGGAGGGUGAGAUGAUGCGAGUGGUGUUCCAGAUUCACCAGGACCACCUGUCUGCAAUGCACUUGUGCAAGACAUCCUCGGACAAAAUCUUCGAAAAGUCUCUGGAGCUCAACAGGCUCGGCUUCUGCAAUGCGGCCAGCCGGGCCACAGACUUCCUGGGGAUCUUUGCGGAUGGGCCGGACUGCGAGAAGGUCUUCACCAUUGAAAGCCUCUCCCUCUUGCAGUACGAGGAAGACCCGCACAGCUAUCGCUUGCUGCCCGCCUGGAGCCUCAGACCGGAUCGGAUCGACCAUGCUGGUGUCUUCGCCUGUCUCCGUUUGCUCCCAGUGUUGUUGAAGGUUUGGCCUGAGCUGAAGUCUCGUGCUGAGAGGCAGGGCUUGUCCGAAACGUUUGCCAACAUGAGCUACCAUGCCGCUUCUCCACCGCAGAGCUGCUUCUGGUUUGUGCAGGUUGCUGUGGAUGAUCAGCGACGGCUGCAACAAGCAGUACACCGGAUUGACGCCUGGCCUUCUCUCGCUUGGGCGUGGAUUCAACUUGCAAACUGUUUCGUUUUGUUGCACUUGUCGGAUGUACAGAAGGAACUCGAAAAACCUGGGGGCGCUGGACAGCCGGGCAAAGGCGCUCGGCUGCGUAUUCACUAUGCUGGCCAGAGCCUGAAAAAGAUGGUCCACGUCACCCAGCCAUCAGUGCGGAACCGCGGCAUGAAGGCCUGCAGUGCAAUCCUCAAGUCCAUUGACCUCCUCAUUCUACGGCCAGAGGACAAGGGAGCCUUGAUGCCGCAUUUGGGAAAGCUGGUUCGCCUCUUCGAUUUCCUCAUCAGCAUGGAGAUGUCCGACCAGUACCUCUGGGAGCAGGCGUGCGUGGUUCAUUUGCUGGGACACUGUGUGGCUGGCGACGAGCAUCGAUCUGCAGAAUUGUUGAUGUUUGACAACACCAUGUUCAGUGUCGGCCUGCAGAACUGCCUCAGUGCCGAUGCACGCAGAGCUCACCGCGACAAUGUGAUUGCAAGAAACGAGACCGGAUCGACGGAAGUGAACAGCACCAUUCGCUUGCAAAAUGCAGCUUUGUUCUGCUUGUCUGCCCUCGGCUUGCCACAGUCGUCAGCUGAGUUGCAAGAUAAAGGAUGCAUAUUGGAGAAGAAGGAACGUGCAGUCGGUCGACUACACCCGGAUGACGCUGCACGACUUCUGCGCUUGCUCGGAACGAAGCGAGAUGGCGAAGAGGAAGCAGUGGGUGGACUACAAGCGCAUCCCGCGGUUUUCCCCGGGUAUACCCUUAUGUGCGUUGUAGCGUUGAAGCGUGAGCUUUGCAUCAAGGCUGCAGCACCGAGCUUUCAAGCUCUUAUCGUGAAUGAGUCGAAUCUUCCGAACGUGUAUGUGAGCCUGGAAGACUUCACCGUGUGCGUACAAGUUCGCACAAAGUCAGGGAGACUGGAGUCGGCUCAAUCCUCCAUAUCGAUUGUGGACCAGGCGAUGCCAGUGGCAGUGACGGUUGUUGUGGAUGGGUUGCUGGUCUUCCUGUACCUAAAUGGAAAGGAGGCGCUGGACCAGCCCAAGAGGCUUUCAGAUUAUGCUGCAGAGGUCCAGGCCGGUGAAAUUCUCUGCGGCCGUUCCAUGAAGGCCGUGGAAGCUUUGGAGCGUGGGGAACUUCGCAAGGAGGAAGACCCGGUACUUGCCGGGGCGAUGCUGAUGAUGCGCUUCUUCCCGCGGGCAAUGGUCGCCUACGAGGUGGACUCCAAAAUGGGCGUGGCACGCAGCCAGGCUGCCAAAGUGCUCAAACGGAAGCCGGGCAGUGCAUCCGAUGAGAUCCCUCUGACGGUGUACAACAUCAUUGAAGUGACUCAGCUUGUCAUCCAGUUCACGCAGGUGCAGCUCAGCGACGAGUCUUUGGCAGCCAUGGGCAAGAAGAAAGCCGGCCUGCAGGAGGUCUUGGACCCAGACACUAUCAUGUGGAUGGUGCUGGCACUUGGCACAGCUGCCAUCUACCUCCCGCACCAGCAUCCAAAAUUUCUGGAGCUCAUAAAGCAGCCUUUCGUCAAGGUGAUGCAAAUGAUAGCUGGUAUCAUUGAUGGUGCAAGCUCGAAGCAGCAACUUUCCAAUUACGAGCAGGCAUUCAUUGCAGCAUGUACGGUUUAUGUCGCGUUUGUGCUGGCUUCGCCGCGUGGCAAGAACAUAAUGCAAGACGACCUAGCCGCAAAACUGAUCAUCAAGAUGAACGCGUUCAGCGACAGCCCUAUUGACUUUAGCGACUACGACGCGAGACAGCAAGCAGAAGGAUCUCUCGGGGUUGUCAUCAAGAACUGCCAGAGCGUGUCAUCCAGGGUUGCAGUGCUCAUCUUACGAGCGAGGCAGGAGACCCCCGCAACGCUGGCGCUGGUCCUUGAUGCUGUUAUCACGCGAAUAGUGAACGAAGAUGGCGUCAUCUUCAAGGAGGACCUGCAGGAGUUUCUCGUUGACCAGGGUCUCGGAGCUGUGGUUCAGGUGCUCCACUUCGUGGGGAGGGGCCUUUUGAACAUCGAGCGUCGCGAACGAGAUCGAAAGAAAAUGACAGCUUGGCUUACCGCUGGUGAGAACGAGGAGCGCGCUCGGCAAGAGAAGGCUGAUCGACUGGCCCUGGAGCAAGUGGGCACCCUGGCUGCGCGAAUGCACCGCCAGCUAUUCCUUCAGCUGCAUCAUGUUAUGGACGAGGUGAUCCACGGACUGCCCUUGGACGAAGUAUCCAUGCUUGCCUUGGUAAGAAUGGUUGGAACAGUGCUGGAGGUUCCGCAGGUCAUUUUCAUGCCGGCAAAGUCACAACGAGCAGAGCGCAUGCAGGACAUAGAGGUCGCAGAAGGCAUGCCAUACGAGUGCUGGCGCAACGUUUCCGAGCUCUCCUGUGACAAGCUGCGGGUUUGGACAGAGAAGUUUUAUCCUAUGUCUUUGCGGACCUUUGGCGAGGUGUCCACCAUGCUGGAGGACUUGCAGGAGCAGGUGGUCGUCCGCGAUCGACGGCACAUCAGUUCUCCUCGUUUGGAGAUUGGAGCUAUGUCGCUGAUAUCGAAGGUUUGGAUUCACUUCCAGUCCUCUCAGCCAGAGUUCCUCACAGACACAGAGGUUCGCAUUCUUCCCGUGCACGACCCUCCGCUGGAGUUGCCACGCAAAAAAUCAGGACACAAGUACUGUGCUGAGCCUUCGCGCCUUGUGGCCUUCGCGAAUGCGGUGCUGCGCAACCCUCGCUUCAAUGACGAGGUGUAUGCAAAUACGGUCGUUCUUCUGGCGGAGCUGAACUUGCCAGAGCUCUACACAUCCAUGGUGCCACUGCUCGUGCAGACCGCUUUGCAGUCAGAUUGGCUCUGCCGCCUGGUGUCUCAUGAACUGCUUCACAACGCCGUUCGCCUGCACUAUAUGCAAGGAAUGCUGGCCUGGAGUACUUGA